Molecule: messenger RNA, 2040 nt
Organism: Cynoglossus semilaevis (tongue sole)
Lineage: Eukaryota; Metazoa; Chordata; Actinopteri; Pleuronectiformes; Cynoglossidae
Product: fibulin-7-like
Exons: 7
Coding region: 614-1921 (435 amino acids)
Molecular function (GO): calcium ion binding
Source: RefSeq, a predicted model, not a curated record
GGCAUUUGAGGGGCAACAAUCAGGCGGGGCUAUCGGACGCCCUGUCAUUUAAGAGCCGCAUGGCAUUAUUCUGUGAGGCUGCCGACAGAGGGCUUUUUUAAAUGGCGGUCAUUUAAAGUCACUGUAAUUGGAGCAGGAGUCACAUUCCUGAAUUAGACGGACAGUCCCUACAGUGCAGCGGUUUAGUCGUGCAGAUGAUGAUUAAAAGACACCACAGUGCCAGCUGACUCUCCUUAUAAUUAGCCCAUCUAAUUCUGGGUCGAGCUGAUGGAUUAAAAUUAGUGAAUGUGUGUUCCAGAUGUGGGAGCAGCUCGCCUCUUCCUCCCACUCCUCCUCUUCCUUCUCUUUGUCCCCCUCUUGCUCCUGCAGCCUCCAAAACAUCUAACAUAGACCAAGGGUGAGGGAAGGAGGGGGAGGGGCAGGGGAGGAUGUCAGUGAGUGAAAUUUGGCAAGUGCCCUCAAAAGCAGCAUGGAAAGAGAGCGAGAGAGAAAGUGUGUGUGAGAGAGAGAGAAAGAGAGAGAGAGAGAACACUGUUCUUUAGGGAAGCUGUGGAGGAGCGGAGAACACAGAUCGAUCUCCUAACGGCUGAGAUCACAUCAGGAUCUUCUCACCAUGAAGCCCACAGCGGUCGUCGUACUGAUGCUGACUCUUCAUCACAUCGGUUUCUCCUCUGCUCAGGAGUGUCCAUCCACUCAUGACCUGCUGACCUCACUGCGACAGGUUGAGAAGAUGUUGGCCGUCCAUGAAGCGUCAUAUCAGCAGGGCCUGAGGUCUCUGAAGAAAAAGCUUAUUGCUGUGCACAACAGCACCAUGGCCAUCCUCAAUAACGGCAAGAACGCCUCCUGCCCCAAACCAGACCCUCCUGCUCACGGCCGCAGAUUGGGAAGAGUGUUUGAUGUGGGACACGAGGUCCACUUCCUGUGCAAACCAGGGUACGAGCUGAUUGGUCCUCGAACACGAGUGUGCCUGGAGUCAUUCAAGUGGAGUGGGCAGAAGCCAAUGUGCAGACGUUUUAACAGCACUGGUAACUCCCUGCCCUCCUUCUCUCCCCCUGCUCGCUCUUCAUCCUCCUCAUCCUUCCCCGUCUCUGCCGCUCUCUCAGCAUCCUCCUCCGUCAUAUCUCCUCCCUUAACCUCCUCGCCAACUGCUCGCCCAUUCUCCCCCACAACUUCCUCACCCUUCGCCUCCGUCCGGCCCUCUCACUGCACUCACUUCCUGGGCUCCACCCGCUGCACCUGUGACGUGGGCUUCACCAUAUCAGGCCGGGACAACAAUAUCUGCACAGACAUCGACGAGUGUCGUCUGUUUCCUCUGGGACAGCCCGGACUUCUGUGUGUCCAUCAGUGUGUCAACACACCUGGCAGCUUCCACUGCUUCUGUCCAGACGGCUAUGAUCUGGCCAGUGAUGGACGCAGCUGCACAGACAUUAAUGAGUGUGAGAACCAGAUGCACAACUGCACCGGAGACCAGGUGUGUGUGAACACAUUUGGAGGUUUCCAGUGUGUGGAGGUGGAAUGUCCCUUCAUGAAAAACGCCACAUACAUAAAGACGUCACCAAUGCGCUGUGAGAGGAACCCAUGCAUGCUGGGAGAUGUGGCCUGCACUCAGGCUCCAAACUCAAUCUCGUUCCACUACCUCCCUGUGGUGUCCAACAUGUCUGCCCCCAGAGUCCUUUUCCGAGUGUCAGCAGCUCGAGUGCUGGGCGAUACGCUGCGUUUCGGCCUGGCAGGAGGCAAGAGCAGAGGUCACUUCAGUGUGCAGCGCUCGGGCCGACAGACCGGUACACUACUCCUGGUGACGCCCAUAUUGGGCCCGGCUACUCUGGAGGCUGAGGUGGAAAUGAGCGAGCUGGAGCGCAAUGAUCUGCUCGGUCGCUACCUGACAAAGGUCACCCUGUUUGUGUCACCGUAUGAGUUUUAGAUGGUGGAAGACUAUGAGCAAAAAUAUAGUUUCUAAAAUAUAUAUAUAUAUAGGACUAUAAGUUGCUCCGAAGUAUAAGUCGCACCAGACAAAAAAAUGCACAAUGAAGAAGAAAAAAA